GACGUUGCUUGUAAAUAUCAAUUUACAGAGUGAGAGAAGAGUAAGAAAGAGAUAAUGGCUCACUUCACGGAGAGUUGGUGUUUGGGUCAUUGAUGUUCGUUUAAGGCUGACACCAACUACCAAGAAAAGUCUUUUUGGGGACCCUUAUCAUUUAAAACUUACACACACCAUUAUUAUAUAUAUGUGUGUGGGUGGUUUAAUAAAUAUAAGUUGUUGGUGUAGAAAUUAGGGCAUUUUACAGUGAAGGGAGAUAUUGAUUUUUCAUGGCAAUUCCAAGCUUGGUUAGAGCAGCACUUGUGUUGGGAGUGGUUGUUGUUGUUGCUGCUGCUGCCGCCACUGCCAGUGUUGAACUUGCAAUUACCACUGAUCACUAUAUUCUCAAAGGGAAGGUCCUUUGCCUCGACUGUCAUGCCUCUUAUGAUCUUGCUGGGAUCGUUGUGAUGGCGAAGUGCGAAAAGGUUGGGAAGGUAGUUACAGCAACGACGGCCAAAGAUGGGGGUUUCGAGGCCGAGCUGCCUUCAGAUGAGUGCGAGGCCAGGCUCGCCGGCGGUCGGAACCAGCUCUACGCCGCCACAAAAGACAUGGUAGCUGGAAUCGUGAAAGGCGUUGGUGGGUCCGAUGAAAUCUAUGGCAUCUCCACUCCGUUGGCGUUUUGCAGUUCUUGCCGGUGCCGGUCGAUCGGCGCCAGUAGUACUGAAGCGGAGAAAUACUGCAAAGUCGUCGCCGGGAAGUUUGGAUCGUCGAAGACCUUCAACCUGCCUCUGCCGCCGGAGUGGGGGAUGGCCCCUUCAAGCUAUUACUUUCCUUUCUUCCCUAUCAUUGGCAUCCCUUAGAUAAUAUAAUUUACACUAAUUUCUUUGCUUUUCUAGUAGUGUGUUGUUGAUAAUGAUACAUAAAUAUAUGUGUGUGUUUAUGGCAAUUAAACUUUAAUGUUAAUGUUUAGAUACAUAUAUAUGUGUGUGUGUGUAUUUAAUGGGUUUUUUUUAUAAAUAGUUUGGUGUCUUUGUCUUCAAA
Molecule: messenger RNA, 1014 nt
Organism: Cucumis melo (muskmelon)
Lineage: Eukaryota; Viridiplantae; Streptophyta; Magnoliopsida; Cucurbitales; Cucurbitaceae
Exons: 2
Coding region: 264-833 (189 amino acids)
Source: RefSeq, a predicted model, not a curated record